Molecule: messenger RNA, 5145 nt
Organism: Oncorhynchus kisutch (coho salmon)
Lineage: Eukaryota; Metazoa; Chordata; Actinopteri; Salmoniformes; Salmonidae
Gene: fem1c
Product: fem-1 homolog c
Exons: 2
Coding region: 810-2657 (615 amino acids)
Molecular function (GO): protein binding
Source: RefSeq, a predicted model, not a curated record
UUUCGAUUUGACUUGAAGUGUAUUCUGGGUAUUGAGUCGUGAUAAAUUAUGUGGUGGGUGGACAAAUCUGCCCCCUCAAGAACACCGUAGAAACAUGACCAUAGUAGAUGUUCUUGUGUUAUUUCAAAUGAAUAACAUUUAACGUUCGGGCAAGAUUUAUGACUCUACCAUCUGGUCAACAUCGAAGAAAAAGAAAAGGCAUUUCAACCGACUUCGGCUGCUGGACAACGUUGACUAGCUUAGCUUCACAUACAGGAAAUAAGUGGGGGUGGAUGUCGGCGUUCUCUGGGCCUCGCCGUAAUCAUUAGUAUUUUAACUGGAUAGCUACAACCUCUACCUAUGUAUACUUACAAAUGGUUCUGUCUGAAAAUGACAUACAUAAUUAAGUCUAUUCAUAAAAAACCGCUUGAUGGAAUAGAAAAGGACGUCGGACGGCGUAACGUUGGACACUCGGAAGAGUAACUAGCUAGAUUGCAGCUGGCAUCAAUAUUGUUGUUGGUGAGCAGUACAAUACAACAGUUAGCCAGCCAAUUGAGGAAGUGUUCUGUCCGUCGCUAACAAGCCAGUGUUAACUUUCAAUUGAAGAGGGGAAAGCCGAACAAGCCAAUGUUAACAAAUACGUUUAUCAACUAGCUACCUGAUUUCUACCCAUUUCGCUCAUUUAGCUAGCUAACAAAACAUAUUACAACAUAUUCAAAACUAGCUAGCGCCACAAACAAAGGCUUCUGCUCAGCACCUGCCACGGACUUAUCUCGUCGACGUUCCUGUCUUUUUAAUCAACUGUGUAUCCAGUGAAGGAAGCUGAACCAAUGGAUUUACAAACGGCUGUUUUCAAUGCAGCCAGAGAUGGCAAGCUACGGUUGCUUCAGAAACUUUUGGAGAACAAAAUUGGCCACGAGGUUAUCCAAUUAAUGGCAGAGAAAACCAACGGGGCGACCCCUUUGCUUAUGGCUGCCAGAUACGGACACCUGGAUUUGGUGGAGUAUCUAAUGGAGUGUUGCUCCGCACCCGUUGAGAUUGGGGGGUCAGUGAAUUUUGAUGGUGAGACUAUUGAGGGUGCCCCCCCUUUAUGGGCUGCCUCAGCAGCAGGACACCUGAAAGUCGUGCAGUCUUUACUUGGCCACGGUGCUUCUGUGAACAAUACAACCCUCACAAAUUCCACCCCCCUGAGAGCAGCCUGCUUCGAUGGACAUCUGGACAUUGUGAAAUACCUGGUGGAGCACAAGGCAGACCUGGAGGUGGCAAACAGACACGGUCAUACAUGCCUCAUGAUUUCGUGUUACAAAGGACACAAGGAAAUUGGCCAGUACCUCUUGGAGAAAGGUGCUGACGUUAACAGGAAAAGUGUUAAAGGUAACACGGCAUUACAUGACUGUGCUGAAUCCGGCAGCUUGGAGAUAAUGAAGAUGCUGCUAAAAUAUGGUGCCACAAUGGAGAGGGAUGGUUAUGGAAUGACCCCACUACUGUCCGCUAGUGUGACGGGCCACACAAACAUUGUUAACUAUUUGACUCAACACCAGCAAACACGCCAAUUGGAGAGAAUAAACGCCUUGGAACUACUUGGUGCCACUUUUGUGGAUAAAAAGCGUGAUCUUCUUGGGGCAUUAAAGUACUGGAAGAGGGCCAUGGACCUGAGAUACAGGGACGGCAACAAUGUUCUCCACAAAGCACACCCAAAGCAGUUGAUCAUGGCCUAUGACCAUGCCAGGGAGGUAAGUAAUGAGGAGGAGCUAGACAGCUUGAUCUCUGAACCAGAUGAGAUGAGGAUGCAGGCCUUGCUCAUUAGAGAGCGCAUCCUAGGCCCCUCCCACCCCGACACCUCUUACUACAUCCGCUACCGGGGUGCUGUAUAUGCUGACUCUGGGAACUUUGAGCGCUGUAUCAAUCUGUGGAAGUACGCCUUGGACAUGCAGCAGAGCAACCUGGACCCCCUCAGCCCCAUGACAGCCAGCAGCCUGCUGUCCUUCGCUGAGCUCUUCUCCUUCAUGCUCCAGGACCGUGCCAAAGGCCUGCUGGGCACCUCAGUCUCCUUCGAUGACCUCAUGGGCAUCCUCAGUAAGAGCGUGCUGGAGAUUGAGCGGGCGGUGAAACAGAACUUGCCUGACCAGGCUCAGCUCAGCAAGGCCCUCUCCAUCAUCCUGCAUCUCAUCUGCCUGCUGGAGAAGGUCCCCUGCACUGUGGAUCAGGACCACUUGAAGAAGGAGACCAUCUACAGGUUCCUGAAGCUGCAGCCCUGUGGGAAGAAUGGCUACAGCCCGCUCCACCUGGCCGUGGACAGGAACACCACCUGCGUGGGCCGCUAUCCUGUCUGUAAGUUCCCCUCUUUCUACGUCACCUCUAUCCUACUGGAGUGUGGGGCGGAUGUCAACUUCCGCGACGAGGACAACAACAGCCCCCUGCAUGUGGCCGCCUCCAACAACCACCCGGACAUCAUGAAUCUGCUGAUUGCCUGCGGCACGCACUUUGACAGCACCAACUCCCUGAAGCAGAUGGCGUGUGACCUGCUGGACGAGAAGGAGAUGGCCAAGAACCUGAUCCAACCCAUCAAUCACACCACCCUGCAGUGUCUAUCUGCGCGGGCCAUCGUCAAACACAGCCUUUCCUACAGAGGCAACAUCCCAGAGAAGCUGGAGGCCUUUGUGCUUCUCCACAGAUAAUGACUAUUAAAGACGUGAGAGUGGAGUGCGAUCCUGCUCUUUUGAUCAUAUUGAAGUCGAGGAUGAAUGUCACGUGAACAACUUCGCUUUCCCCCCCUACAAAGCCAGAGUUAAAGCUCUGUGGAAAAUCAAUGGGGAUUUUUGUAAUAUGGGCAUGCACAAUAUUUUGAACCGAGCUAGUGUUUUGCUUUCUAAUUUCUACAUAUUCCAUGCUAUUUAUUAAGAUAUCAUUGAGAGAUUUCUCUUUGUGUGUUUCUCUAUUUGCAAAGAUGCAGGAAUAUGUUGAGUCAUUUUUACAUCACCAUGGUUCCAAUUCGAACCUUUUUCUAUAACUAAUUGGUCUUUUGAUCAAUCAGAUCAGCUCUGAAAAAUAUCUGAUGCGAUUGAUAAAAAUACCAAUUAGUGGACAAAAAUGUCAGAAUUGGGCUGCCUGUGUAAAUGCAGCCAAUGUUGCCAAUAUAUCGACCCUCUACAUUUCAUUGUACGUUCUUUAUGCUCUCAUUCAAUGGUAAUGUUUUCAGGGUUUUGGGUCUGUGGCGUUGAGUAAUGGACUAAUUUCUCGAUCAAAACCAUAAAGAUGCUUCAUGAAGUGGUCAUGUUUGCAAAUACCAUAAGUGCUUUAUUCCUUCUAUGCACAGGCUAUGAUAUGCGACUGUUCUGUGCGGUGUCUUGCAUUUUGAUGUGGUAACUCCCCUGUUCCUUCAUCUUUCCCUAAUUUGUUACACUAAGCAGAGGGAUGUGAUGUGACAAUUGCUGAAUGCUGUUAGUGGUGGGGUUGGGUGAUUUCAUGUGCUAACUUUUUUAAAGGUUAUUAAGUGCUGAAGUUGAGUAGGAGUGUAUGCAACCCUCAUGCUUGAUAUCAUUGACCUUUGAACCUGAUUCUUCUAUGGUGAUCUGAGCACUAAAGCAACAUGGUUAGUUGGAAACUAAUAUGUCUGUGCAUGUAGUUAGAAUUCAAAGGAAACCCCUCGACAUCUGCGUUUUGAAUGGCAUAUCAUUAAAUUAUUGCAUAAACGCUUUAGAGCUCUGACGAACCCAAACAUAUAACCUUAUUCACCCAAUUGCAUUAUAAUUGGAAAGUAGGAAGGCCAUGUACAGUGUGUCUGUCUGAGCUUUGUGAAGUAACCUUGCACAUUAGCUUUAUUCAUCUGGUUUAAAAAAGGGCUUAACUUAAUAUGUUAAGGAAUAGAUUUAGCUAAAUACAGAACCAUACCAGGGAACUUGCUUUAAUUCUGCACUUUAUUACAGACUGUAAGAUUCCAAUGACAAAAUUCCAAUGAUCAAUUUCAUGUCUUAAGAACUAAUUUGACAAUAAACCCAUGUUGCAUUUGCCCUCUUUUUCCCAGUGUUUUCAUUCAGUCCCAAGUAGCUAUGCAGCAGGAUUACAUUUGUCUCUGUAGUGACUCUCCUGCACACACCUAUUUCCCACCCCUUUAAAAUGUGGCAGUGUUACUGGAUGUUCUUUUCUUGAUGAGUCAUGGGCCGAGGAAUGCCUGUAGCCAGUAGGGUGGAUCCUCUUGAUAGAUAACAGUAGGCCUGUCUAGUUGGCCAUGGUGCUUGAACAAAGACUUGUUGGUUAUGCUAUUGUUGUUUCUCUAUUGUACAAAAACAUGGUCAAGACCAACUUUUUUUUAGAUUCUUUGUCAUAUCUUUUCUCAACUCAUUAGCCUACCUCUUGGCUGGAAUGUUCACGUCAUUAAACUAAAAUGAGGGUACAGUAUGGUUGAGCAUGUUCAGACUUGCUUGUAGUCUGUCAAGCAUGAAUAACUUGUAUAGUUUUUUUCUUCUGAGAAUUAGCCUAGUUUUAUUGCCACUCAAUAGGUCACACAUUUUAGAGUGUAUUGUCAUUGCAAUAUUGUGGUGUUUUUCACCCCUAAAAGGACUUUGCACCCUCAUUGAACCCAACCCUAUCCUAAAUUUCCUUUACUGGGCUACACACAUUACUGUCAUUUAUAAUUUCUGUCCUUUUUGGCAAUUGACGCUCAGCCUACUUCUGUCAUGUCUUAAAAUAACCCAGAAUAAUGCCCCACUGAAAACGUGGCCUAAAUAAGGGCUCGUUCCAAUGUCUCCCUGCAGGUGUUUGUCAGUACAACGCCCAUAAACCCAGCUGAAAGAUGGCACUCCCUAAAUGCUUCUCAAAAGUUUCUAGAAAUCAUGUUAACCUGUUUUUAAGACAACUCCCAGCUCAGAGUAGUUUUUAGGGUAAUGUGAAGACACAGCCCAGACGAACUCUGAUCCUGGAGUAAAAUCAACUCAUGAAAGUUUCAGCUGGUAAUCGAAACAGUUUUGAGGUACCGCAAAGGAAAGAUGGUGAUGACGCUCCUUGACUUUGUUGCAAAUAAUGGGGAAACACCAAUGAGGCAUCGCCAGCUGUGCACGGUUCAGACAACCACGGUAAAGGUGAUUGUCAAAUGUUGCUAUUGUGAAUAGCUCAAUACUUUUCGCCUGACAGUCAGUUUGCCUUCUAAUAAAUAUUUGCUAAAAUGUU